Acanthosepion pharaonis is the source of this 1017-nucleotide messenger RNA. NCBI's taxonomy places the organism in Eukaryota, Metazoa, Mollusca, Cephalopoda, Sepiida, Sepiidae. The record is from the annotation of a GenBank genome assembly.
AUGAACCGACCAGCAGAACAUAGCGACAUUGAGUCAUCAUGCAGUGUUGAUUCUUUUGUCCAAACUGUUUCUAUCUAUCUCUAUCUAUCUAUCUAUCUAUCUAUCUAUGAGUGCUUGCCUGUGUAUGGGUGCCGGGACAACGUGCUACUCACAAACCUCGUCUCUCUCUCGACUUUCUCACUCCUACAUCUUGCCACACCGAAGACAACUUGCAGACACCCUUUUGUGAUUUCUGUCUUGUCACCAUUCUUCCUGUCCCUAACACAACGAACAGUGACGUUGACGACACGGACAAAGAGGCACUCUAGGUAUCUAUCUAUCUAUCUAUCUAUCUAUCUAUCUAUCUAUCUAUCUAUCUAUCUAUCAGUCUCAGUGUGUUCAUUAUCUAUCUAUCUAUUAUUUUUUAUAUCUAUCCGUUUACAUUCUUCUAUCUAUCUAUCUAUCUAUCUAUCUAUCUAUCUAUCUAUCUAUCUAUCUAUCUAUCAGCCUUAUAGUGUUCGUUAUCUAUCUAUCUAUCUAUCUAUCUAUCUAUCUAUCUAUCUAUCUAUCUAUCAGUCUCAGUGUGUUCAUUAUCUAUCUAUCUAUUAUUUUUAUAUCUAUCCGUUUACAUUCUUCUAUCUAUCUAUCUAUCUAUCUAUCUAUCUAUCUAUCUAUCUAUCUAUCUAUCAGCCUUAUAGUGUUCGUUAUCUAUCUAUCUAUCUAUCUAUCUAUCUAUCUAUCUAUCUAUCUAUCUAUCUAUCUAUCUAUCAGCCUUAUCGUGUUCGUUAUCUAUCUAUCUAUCUAUCUAUCUAUCUAUCUAUCUAUCUAUCUAUCUAUCUAUCUAUCAGCCUCAUCGUGUUCGUUAUCUAUCUAUCUAUCUAUCUAUCUAUCUAUCUAUCUAUCUAUCUAUCUAUCUAUCUAUCUAUCUAUUUUUGGGGCACUUCAACAUGGUGUAAUGUAAAUAUCUAUCUAUCUGUUUGUUCAUUUCCAUUUUCAUGGAACGAUAGCAAGUACGCCCCUCUAUUCGUUUAUGUUUAA